AGCCGUGCUUCCAUUUUCCUUUCAACGUCCAUCUUAGAAAUCCUUUUCCCGCCAUGUUCCAGCGCUUCACCAGCCUUUUCUUCAGUGAUAGCGGCACUGUUGAAGACCUUGAGGAACCUAAGCCUUUUGUUUCUAAAGAGGAAGAAGAAGAUGGAUGGCUUAUUAUUGAUCUGCCAGAUAGUUUGGCUUCAAGUCUUGGCACUGAGCAGUGGGUAGGUGAGAAGGAUUCUGUUUGCGCUUCCCGUUGCCGCCAUGGGUCCCUUCCACCUACCACGUCUUCACCCCACUCCCUCAGUGACUGUGUCAGCAGGUCCAUGCCCUCUCAGCCUGACCCCUGCUUGAUGGAUGAGAGUUGGUUUGUUACCCCUCCCCCCUGUUUUACUGCAGAAGGUCCUGAUCCUGUCAAUAUGGAGAGCAGCCCCAUGGAGGACCUCUUGAUUGAGCAUCCCAGCAUGUCUGUAUAUGUCACCACCAGCAGCAGCAUCAUUGUGGAAAGGGAGGAUCCUGAGGAGAACAUCCAGGAGAGGGAAGUACCUGAAAACCGUUUACAGCGCCAUCCCCCGCACCACUCCACUUCUCUUGCCACCAAGGCUGCCAUCUUGGAGAAGGUCAAUCAAGUGCGUCGGAUUCAGAGGGCGAAGCAGUUGGCAGAGAAGCACAAGUUGAGCCAGAAAGUCAUGAAGAGGCAGAACCGUGCCAGAGAGUGCCGCCCACAACGGGCCAAACCCCGAGGCCACUUUGUCUACCAACCAUGCCAGCGCCAGUACAACUAUUAAGCUACUUCAGGAAGUCUACACUGUGGGGCAUUAUCCUUUUAACUUUUAGCUUCACUAGUUCUUCACAAUGCUUUUUCCAUCCAAGAGGGUUGUCUUCACUCAUUUCUGAAAUUAACCGUCCCUCUCUGUGAGAAUUUCCUACAUUCUCAUGAACUGGCAACAUUAAAUGGUAGAUCUUUUGUGGGCUUUUCUUGAGCUUUAUUCCCUACCCUAUUUUUAGCAACAAAUACAUUUUCUGAUCAAUGACUUCCUUUUUGCAUUUAAUGUCCCAUCUCCUAUUCUACAUCCUAUUUCCAGAUUUUGAUUUGGAUCUCAUAGUGAAUGAAACACAACAUGCCUUGCUAACAUUAAGAAACAAGACAGCAAGUCAACUUUGAAACUCCAAUAUAUGGGGUUUUUUUUAAGUGUUGGAGAAACAUACUGUAUAUGUAUCUUGGUUAUUAAGAGAAACCAUGUUUCUUUGUGUGAGUGUGUUUCUUGGUCCUUAGGUAGCAUGAAUUCACACACUGGCUAUUGUAGCGGUUGCCGGUGUUAGACUAAUUUGGUGCUUCCAGUGAAUAUAUCACCUUUAUUUUAAUUUAAAUAAGUUACAGGAGGAACAAGGUGCCCUGUCAUUUCUUUUCAUCCCUUGUUGUUGCACUAGAGAGCCUGUGACAUCAGUGCCUUUCUUUUUGACAUCACGUUCAUGACAAAAAAAAACAACCAACAGAUUGUGAUGUCACAAAUGGAGAUACCAGGUUCCUGUGCAAAAUGGAACACAAAGAAACAAGAAGCCUAACAGCUCCCAAGUUAAAGAUUAAUGACAUGUAUUUUAACAUAUUUCCUUCCCUGAAAAAUAAAUAAUUUGUAUAUUU
Messenger RNA from Candoia aspera, 1630 nucleotides. It is a transcript of the gene TP53INP2, whose product is annotated as tumor protein p53 inducible nuclear protein 2. Lineage: Eukaryota; Metazoa; Chordata; Lepidosauria; Squamata; Candoiidae. The coding region runs from base 54 to 776 and encodes 240 amino acids. The transcript has 3 exons. The record is from RefSeq and is a predicted model, not a curated record. Gene Ontology annotation, biological process: positive regulation of DNA-templated transcription; autophagosome assembly. Gene Ontology annotation, cellular component: autophagosome; nucleus.